Molecule: messenger RNA, 1029 nt
Organism: Cyclocybe aegerita
Lineage: Eukaryota; Fungi; Basidiomycota; Agaricomycetes; Agaricales; Hemipholiotaceae
Source: the annotation of a GenBank genome assembly
AUGUCUUCACAGCCCACGAAACCGACAGUAGAGAAGCUUGCAGUUGAUGCGGAGGAUGACCUUGACGAUCUCGAUGAUCUUCUCGAUGAGUUCAACCCCGGUGCUUUCCCUACCUCACCCAAACCCUCUCCUGGCCCGCCUCCACCAACGGCAGCCACGACAACCACUUUCGGCCGACCACGGACGAACACCCGCGUCGAUGCGCCACCCAAGUCAGUCCCGGGCACGGGCAAGCUAGCGGUUACUGCAGAAGAAAACGACGAUGAAGAAGCCCUUAACAACGAGUUCGCGCAGGAGCUAGCACGGGAGAUGGAGAACCUCAUGCGUGAGAUCACGAGCGAAGGGGGGAAGGACAAGGACGACGCGGCGUCGGAGACGAUGACAGAUGAAGAGCGCGGGAAGGCACUCAAGGCAGCCUGGGAGGCGAUGCUGGUCGAGGGUAUGAACGCUAAUGCAGGCGAUCUCGCGAACCUAGGUGAAGAGAUAGGGCCAAGCAAGGAGAAGGCCGCUGGUGGCGCGUUCCAGGAUAAGAUUAAGCAAGCAAUGGAUAAGCUGAAGGACAGCGAGUCGAAGAUGGGUGGUGCUUCAUCAGGGGCGGCACCGACACCGGAAUCGUUGGAGGCACUGCUGCAGUCGCUAGGCGAUCUUGGUUUGGGUGGCGAGGGUGGCGACGAGAAGGAGCUUGCUGGGUUCCUCGAGACCAUGAUGUCGCAGCUGAUGAGCAAGGACGUCCUGUACGAUCCACUGAAGGAGCUCGCCGAGGGUUUCCCCCCUUAUCUCGCAAACCCACCCAAACCACUGCCAGAGGAAGACAAGAAGCGAUACGAUAACCAACUAGUCUGCGUCAAGAAAAUAUUGGUCGUCUUCGAAAAGCAGGAUUAUAGCGACGGCCACGAGGAGUACAGCAAACAGAUCGUGGAACUGAUGAGCGAGAUGCAAACAUAUGGGUCUCCUCCAAGUGAGAUCAUGGGUCCACUCCCACCUGGUUUCGACGCGAUGAGCAGCGAAGAGGGAUGCACUGUCGCUUGA